CAUACCUUUGAGGAGAUCCAAAGCUCUGAGGGAAAAGAAGACCAUGGAAAGAAGAGAAAUUAUGUCGCUUACCUUGGUUCUGUUUUGGAUGGGGCGAUCUAUCUGCCUUGCUUUGAGCAAUUCAAAGUGCCUUCAUGUUCAAGGAUCUCUGCAAGCAUACGUUGAUACAUGGUUCCUGUGCUUUGCUCCUGAGGAUAGCAGUAUGAUAAUUGCUUGUGUUGAUGUGAUUACUUUACCUGAUGACAUCGCUGCCAUCCCCAAAGAGGUUCAAGUUCUCUGUAUAUCAGGAACAAUCAAACAUCUGAAGGCCAAAACUUUCCAGGCUUUCCCAAAACUCCGCUAUCUCAACCUCCAGUUGAACCAGCCCGUGGUUACAAUCUCAACUGAUCUUUUCCUGGGUUUGAGGAAACUACAGCACCUUUCCUUGCAGUAUUAUUUUAUAGGAUAUGAAGAUUCCAACAUCACCAUCCCAUCAGAUAUCUUGCUCCCAAUGACAUCACUGGAGAAGUUAGACCUAAUAAAUGUCCACCUGUUAUGUCAGAGAAGGAUUUUAUUUCCUAGCCAACUUAAGUCCCUUUCGAUUUCUGGAUUCUGCUUGAAACAGAUUUCUGGACAGCUCAGCAACUUCCCAUGCAUGCGAUUCAUGCCUUUUGUAUCUUUAGAUCACUGCAGAAUGGAGUCGGUGUUCACAUCACUUGAGCAGCAUCCUAAUCUCUCAGACUUCACUGUCUCAGCUUCUCAAUUGCAUAAUUUGUAUCCCCGUGAUCAAAACAGAAGCCUUCUUCAGUCUCUGACCUUAAGCAGUUUCCCUUUGAGUUUUAAUGAGCUUCUGGCCUUAGAAAUAGACAAACUUGACUCCCUAUCCUUGCAUCAGAUAAAUGUCAUGCCCAAGAAAAACCAGACUUACCAUAUUUGUGCUCUGGUUUCCCGCUUCUCACUCCAAUCUCUGAAAUUUUCCCACAAUUUUUAUAAAACCCUCAACAGCCAAGAGCUUCCAAACUGCUACUCCUUGAAGAAGUUGAUGCUUCCACGCAACCAAAUAGAGCAAGUUGAUUCUUCACUUCUCUAUCAUUUGCCCCAUCUCCAGGUCUUGGACCUUUCUAGUAACCAACUGCACUGGAACCUUUGUCCACUAAUUUAUGAGAAAAUGAACAUCACUUCUAGACUAAGGGUACUGGAUUUUUCUAGUAAUAGCUUAAACUCACUCCAGCCAUAUGCCUUCUUUUGCAUUCCCUACUUGGAGAUACUCUCACUCAGCAACUGUGGACUUGGGAGAAUCCCAGUAUCAGCCUUCUCUAGACUAAGUCAGCUGAAGGUUCUAAAUCUGGACACAAACAAUAUUAUUCAUUUGGAGCAUCAACUAUUUUCAAACCUCACCAGUUUAACCUACUUGGGGCUGACAGAUAAUUUUAUACAGGUGUUGAGAACAGAAUUCUUUCAAGGUCUGAGUGUUUUGCAAGAAUUACACUUGGGUUCGAGAACCAGAGAUUUAGAUGUAGAGUUGUCAGUUUCAAAUUUCAGCACUUUAUACCUUGCAUCCAAAUUCAGAAUUAGAUUCCGAGGAGAAAACAUUAAUAUUUCCUUUACUAAAAUAUUGAAGUUUAAUUGCCAGAAGCUUGAAGUAGACUCUUGUAGACUUUUCUUUUUUCCCCAAGUGAAAGAACUUCAUUUGCUGAAUUUUGGCAGCGCCACAUUUUUCUGUAAAACUUCUAAACCAUUUUUUCAUAAUUUCCCUCUUCUGGAAAACCUCUAUUGUUUUCUAAAUAUGGGAAGUUCCUCUUGGAGAGGCCUCAACUUUUCCCAUUUACCAAAUCUAAGGACACUGAAUGUUAUUAAUCUCGCAUAUGCACUGAAGGAUCUUUCUGUAAUUGAUACUCAGUACCUUUUCCAGAACCUCACUCAGCUGGAAAUAAUGUCUUUGACAAACUCAGGUCUAAAAUAUUUAUCACCUGUUCUGUUUCAGAAUAUGAGGAAACUUCAUCUUCUUGUGCUUAGUAAUGAAGCAUUCCUUAUAUUGGAUAAUGGUUUUCAGGAUGGACUGAAGCAGCUCAGGUACUUGUACAUGACAGAAGUCUAUUUUGGGUGCUUUUGUUCCAAUGCCUGGUUUAUCAGCUGGGCAUUAAGCAAGAAAGAUCUUUAUGCACCUAAUAUGUUUUCGCUGAUGUGUCAGCAGCUGGUAACUGUGAAGAAGUUUCAGCAGUUUCUUCCAUUCAUUGAACAGAACUGCAGCCAGAAUAUAGACUUUAUUCUCUUUAUUGCCACUUCUGUUCUGCUCCUCUUCCUCCUAUCAGUCCCACUGGUUCAUGCCAUCUGUGGCCCAAUGCUCCUAUUCCUCACCUAUGUGUUGAGGGGAUGGUGGCACAGGCUAUGUGGUGAAAUAAGGAAAGGCAACAGGUUUGAGUAUGAUGCUUUUGUGUCUUACUGUAUGCAGGACCAAGAAUGGGUGUUACAACACCUGGUGCCCAAUCUAGAGCUCAGGGGCCCUCCUUUCCUGAAGCUCUGUCUGCACAGCAGGGACUUUGUGGUAGGCAAGGCUGUUGUGGACAAUAUUAUGGACAGUCUUUACAACAGCCGGAAGGCCAUCUGUGUGAUCAGUCGUCAUUCUCUGCGCAAUUGUUGGUGUUCUCUGGAAAUGAACUUGGCCACUUAUCGACUCCUGACUGAGAAGGAAGACACCUUGAUCCUUGUGUUCUUGGAACAUAUCUCCAGGUAUCAGCUCUCGGCUUACCACCGACUGGCCAAGCAGGUGAAGAGGAAGACGUACUUGAACUGGCCUGAAGAACCUGCAGCCCAGACUGCCUUCUGGAACAGGCUGAGAACUAGUCUGAUGCAGCACUUAAAUGGUUGGGCAAAUGAAAGGAUUUAAAUAUUCUGUGGUCUGCGGCCUGGCUGGGCAGUAGCCAAAUUGCAUGAUAAAACACAGUUUUAAACACUCAUCUGAGUAGAAAUACAAUGCAAGUUAAUAACAUAAAUAAUAAAUAACUCUUUGGUUAAGCCAUGGUCUGUUGAAUAAAUCCCAGCUGGUUGGAUUCAUGAAACAUGUGAAGCCACAAAUAAUUAUAUUUCAGCUAUGCAUAUUGUAUGAAUCCAGUCUAUUACUAUUAUCUUUCAUCUUACAGUAGCUGAAAACUCUGGCUCCAAAAUGUUUGCUUUAUACAAAGAAGGUGGGGGGGGGGGAACAAUCUGUCUUGAGAAUGAAGUUGCACUCAUUCAUUUCAUCUCUGAAACAUUUUUAUACCCUGUACUGGUGGCUGAUGAAUUAAUUUUAAUUUACUAGGCCAGAAGCCAAAGGAAUUCUUGCCAGCUUAGAAAUCUA
This is a messenger RNA of Candoia aspera, 3316 nucleotides long. Its product is annotated as toll-like receptor 12. The record is from RefSeq and is a predicted model, not a curated record. Gene Ontology annotation, molecular function: protein binding; transmembrane signaling receptor activity. NCBI's taxonomy places the organism in Eukaryota, Metazoa, Chordata, Lepidosauria, Squamata, Candoiidae. The transcript has a single exon. Gene Ontology annotation, cellular component: plasma membrane. Gene Ontology annotation, biological process: immune response; toll-like receptor signaling pathway; inflammatory response. The coding region runs from base 44 to 2866 and encodes 940 amino acids.